UCCCGCGGGGCUACUGAGUGGAAUCGGAGUGGUCGCCGGCUCCCCUGCCGUCGCCAAGAUGCACAACUUGUCGCUCUCUGAGCCCGGCGGAGGCAAUAUGUCGUGCGGCAGCUCGGCUCUGGGCUGUCUCAACGGGUCGAGCCCCGCGCCUUUGCCGCUGCCCCGGCCACUGGCAGUCGCGGUUCCUGUCGUCUACGCAGUGAUCUGCGCGGUGGGACUGGCGGGCAACUCAGCGGUGCUAUACGUGCUGCUGCGUGCGCCGCGAAUGAAGACUGUCACCAACGUGUUCAUCCUCAACCUGGCUAUCGCCGACGAGCUCUUCACCCUGGUGCUGCCCAUCAACAUCGCCGACUUCCUGCUGAGGAGCUGGCCCUUCGGGGAGGCCAUGUGCAAGCUCAUCGUGGCCGUCGACCAGUACAACACGUUCUCUAGCCUCUACUUCCUCACCGUCAUGAGCGCGGACCGCUACCUGGUGGUGCUGGCCACAGCCGAGUCGCGCCGGGUGUCGGGGCGCACUUAUGAUGCUGCGCGCGCUGUCAGCCUGGCGGUGUGGGUGCUGGUGACUCUGGUCGUGCUGCCCUUCGCGGUGUUCGCCCGGCUGGACGAGGAGCAAGGCCGGCGCCAGUGCGUGCUGGUCUUCCCGCAGCCAGAGGCUUUUUGGUGGCGUGCCAGCCGCCUGUACACACUGGUGCUGGGCUUCGCCAUCCCGGUCUCCACGAUUUGCGCUCUCUAUACCACCCUGCUGUGCCGGCUGCGAGCCAUCCACCUAGACAGUCACGCCAAGGCUCUGGACCGAGCCAAGAAGCGUGUGACCUUGUUGGUGACAGCGAUCCUGGCCGUGUGCCUCAUCUGCUGGACGCCUUACCACUUGAGCACCAUAGUGGCACUCACCACCGACCUGCCUCAAACACCGCUGGUCAUCGGCAUCUCUUACUUCAUCACCAGCCUGAGCUACGCCAACAGCUGCCUCAACCCAUUUCUCUACGCCUUCCUGGAUGACGGCUUCCGCAGGAGCCUUCGGCAGCUAAUAUCCUGCCGUGCUGCCUGACGCCUGUG
Messenger RNA from Microtus oregoni (creeping vole), 1056 nucleotides. It is a transcript of the gene Npbwr1, whose product is annotated as neuropeptides B and W receptor 1. Gene Ontology annotation, molecular function: neuropeptide receptor activity; neuropeptide binding. Gene Ontology annotation, cellular component: membrane; neuron projection. The transcript has a single exon. Bases 59 to 1048 code for a protein of 329 amino acids. Lineage: Eukaryota; Metazoa; Chordata; Mammalia; Rodentia; Cricetidae. Gene Ontology annotation, biological process: neuropeptide signaling pathway. The record is from RefSeq and is a predicted model, not a curated record.